AUGUUUAACAGACAACUACUGAACGCUGGUCGCCUAAUAGGUAACCAAACACUAACCCAAAUGCGUCAGACUAUCUAUAGGCCUCAACUGAUGGCAUUUAUGAGUACCGAAAUUCGCAAAGCCAUCGGGGAUGCAGUUUCUUCUGCUCCUGUGGUGUUAUUUAUGAAAGGUACACCUGAAUUCCCACAAUGUGGGUUCUCCAAGGCCACGAUUGGUAUUUUAGGGCAACAAGGUGUGGAUCCAUUAAAAUUUGCAGCUUAUAAUGUGUUAGAGGACCCUGAACUUCGUGAAGCGAUUAAGGAAUUCACCGAGUGGCCUACCAUUCCUCAAUUAUUUGUGAAUAAUGAGUUUGUCGGUGGAUGUGAUGUGAUUAAGAGUAUGGCUAAGAGUGGGGAAUUGACAGAAUUACUUGAGGAAGCACAAGUAUUAGUUCCUGAGGAUUAUGAUGCAGAAGAGAAGUCAUAG
Maudiozyma barnettii is the source of this 465-nucleotide messenger RNA. RefSeq names its product monothiol glutaredoxin GRX5 (gene GRX5). Bases 1 to 465 code for a protein of 154 amino acids. Lineage: Eukaryota; Fungi; Ascomycota; Saccharomycetes; Saccharomycetales; Saccharomycetaceae. The record is from RefSeq and is a predicted model, not a curated record. The transcript has a single exon.